Trichoplax adhaerens is the source of this 1905-nucleotide messenger RNA. RefSeq lists its product as uncharacterized. The transcript has 9 exons. Gene Ontology annotation, biological process: positive regulation of extrinsic apoptotic signaling pathway; TRAIL-activated apoptotic signaling pathway. Bases 1 to 1905 code for a protein of 634 amino acids. Gene Ontology annotation, molecular function: death receptor binding; caspase binding. The record is from RefSeq and is a predicted model, not a curated record. Gene Ontology annotation, cellular component: CD95 death-inducing signaling complex; cytoplasm. Lineage: Eukaryota; Metazoa; Placozoa; Uniplacotomia; Trichoplacea; Trichoplacidae.
AUGGAAGUAACAGAAAAGGAAUUACACACUUACGAAGCCAUGAGUGAUAAUAAUGCAGCUGAAUAUAAUAACGACAUUUCUGCGAUAGCCAGUCGAUUACGGGAAACACUAGAUAAUACGACAGGUUCAUAUAUAGAUAUUAAAUUAAUAGUCCAGGACUUGUUUAAUUUUGCGAUUCAUUACGGAGAAGUAGAGAACCAUAAUGAUAGUAAUUCAUUACAUAGUUAUGGAUGGAAUGGGAUUUUAACUCGUUGGGCUGUCACAUACGUUAAGGAUUUGAAACGUUUUCUGGAAGGAGUUAAUAUCUUGAUGUUAGGAAAUUAUAAAAUGGAGCAUCUCUUGACUAUAGUACUUCAUAGGACUCUUACAAAUCCCUUUAAUGUUUAUGAAAAGAAUGCCCAACAAAUUGGAGAUCAAUUGAAAAUUAUGCUAGAAGAAUUUGAUCCGGCAAAAGAGAACCAAAAUACUAAACGUGCUGUACCCUCACAUGAAUCCCCAGAUGGUCUAUCGGAAUCAAGAAUAACAGACCUCUUUCAUUCUCGUUUAAUUGAUCGAUUAUUUAGCUCAACCCCUGAUCCCAUAAUUGAAAUUAGUGACCCUUUUGAAGCUUCAAUUAUUCCUAAUCCAAUGGUUUGUCAAGAGAUGUUGGCUGAAAGUGGUGGUAUAAUAGGAGUACCUAGUGCACCAGGUGUCCAAUUACGAGUCCCAUCAUGCGUAUUAACGGAUAACGUCAAGGUUGCGUGUAAAGUCGUAUAUAUUGAUCAGCCUUAUGCCAUUGAAGUAACAGAGCCUCAUCUACCAGCUCAAGCAUCUCCAAUCGUUAUUCUCACACCAAAUGGUUACUGUUUUGCACCUUCAGAAACUGAUGCUGUAGAGUUGACUCUUCCGUUACCUGAUUUUGAAGAUAUUGCAAGCAGAUGUGGUUACGAUAAUGAGAUUAUCCAAAAAUUUCCUCUAUCUAUUUGGACUAGUCGUACAUCAGAGGAUGAAGAGCCUUGUUGGGAAAGACUACAUAUAACUCAUAAAAUCUCCUCUGAUGAUGACGGCUUGCUAUAUGUAACGUUUUCAAUUGAACACUUCUCCUUAAUUACGGUUUUGUAUGAUUUCGUCACAAAUUCGAUGCUGACAGCAUUUCAGUUAGGUCCUGCUAACCAUUACGAACGUAAAAUGACUUAUGUUAAAUGUAAUGCAUUUAUCGGCGAUACGGAAGAUGAAGAAGGAAACUUUGCUCUGAUUGUCACCAUUGCACCUAAAGGUGAAGAAAUGCAAAUAUAUGAACGUUUUAGUUCUGUUGUUGGCCAAUCCGAGGAACUAUUAUUAAACGUAGGCCAAUAUAAAAUUAAAAUUACUGGUAAAUUUGAGGCUGGGGAUUAUGCAUGGGCUGAUAAUAGUUUGGAAAAAACUAUUAAUUUUCGUGGAAGAAAUACAAAAGUAGAAUUUUUAUGUAAAUUUAUUGAUGACAGUAGUAGAUCUGGUCCAUUUGGAAGGGUUUCAAUUACUAAGAUACCAGAUAAGAGCGAAUCACCUCAGUCUGAAGUGCAAAGUCCAGCGGACCGUGAAGGCCACUUUAUUUUACUUAUGAAUCCAACAGAAGGCUAUACCGUCUUUAGACGAGAAAGUAUCCGAACCGUUUCUGGAGUAUCAGCAGUAUUUCCUUUAGUGGCUGAUUUAAUCAGUACGGAUUGGAAAGCGUUAGCUGACGCAUUUGGGCUGCGGUAUGAAGAUAUCAAACGAAUCGAAAAGGAUUAUGACGAUACUAAUUCUCGAGCUCGUGCUGUGCUCGAAACUUGGAAGUUAAGAGACGGUAGUAAAGCUAACCUACAAAAUUUAAUAGAAAUUCUUCAGAAAGAAAACUUUAAAUCGAUUUCGGAAGCAGUAGAAGAUAGAGUGAAGCGUAAAAUCUAA